AUGGACAACUUUGGUUAUCGCGAGAUGGGGUGGCCGUCACCUCUCCAAACCCCGACCCCUACAUCGAAUAGAUCCCGACUUCAGCGAAGCUUUAGUUCCCGUUCGAGAGAACCUGAAGAAUAUCCGUUAAAAAUACCCUUUAAACAUGUUCGCAGCAUCGAUUUACUUGAAUCUGCUCAGGAGCCGCUUAAAGCUAAAGAAUACUUAUUUGUUGGACCCUCGCCGCCCGCCGAAGAUGCUCCGAAUAUGUACCAAAGUUUUGAUAUACUCGCUCCAGAUCCCGAAGCCAGGCUGACCGAAGAUAUGAUAAGAAAGUCCCUCUGUGAAAAAGCACUUACACUAGGAGCAGGCAGAUUCUUUGAUGAUCUCGAAUGUGGUUUGAUCACAGCCGAAAAUAUAGAAGAACAUAUAAACUCUGCUCCGGAAAUCGUCGUUAAUUUAACAUUAUUGUGGGCUGCAUUUCUUACCCGUGACGAAUUAUUGCCAGCUAUUAUUGAAGCUGGUGCAGAUAUACAUUAUUCAGAACCCGUGGGUCUAACAGCACUUCACAUCGCCUCUUUCAGCGGGGCCUCUAGGGCUGUAGGAUAUUUAUUGGCUAUCGGAGCCGAUGUAGAUUUUGCUCCAAAAUAUUUUGCACCCCUUCAUUGCGCUGCAUUUGGAAAUUCUUUAGAGGUGGCUGAAAUGCUGAUCUGUAAUGGUGCCUCCUUGCAUGCUGUUGUACAAAGAGCUGGCUGUGAAGACAAUCUUGUUCAUUGUGCUGUAAGAAAUGAUGCAUUGGAAUGUAUGGAAUUAUUUAUUGAAAAAGGUGUUGAUCCAGCUUAUAUAACAUCCGGAGGAUUAAAUGCACUUCACUUAGCAGCAGAAUUGGGAGCACAUAGGUGUCUAUCAUUUUUGUUAAAAGAAACGAAACUGAGCGUAAAUGGAGUAACAAAACAAAGAGAUAAAGAAUGUACAGCAUUACAUUUGGCUGCUUCAAGAGGAUAUACUGAGUGCGUGGAACUGUUGUUAUCGGAAGGGGCAAAGGCAAAUACUAAAAAUUAUAGAGGCUUCACUCCACUUCAUCUUGCUGCUAGAUGUUCUGGAUUAGAAUGUGUUGAGGUCCUUCUGAGAGAUGGAAAUGCUGAUCCGAAUGCUGAAGAUCAAGAUAAACGAACCCCUCUUCACGCUGCCAUUUGUAAUUCAGACCGUGCUUGCGAUAUCAUCGAUAUGCUUGUAAGUUGGGGAGCACAAGUUAAUAAAAAGGACGAGUAUGGAUAUUCACCUCUCCAUUUAGCAGCGAUGGACGGUUUAACACAAUGUGUCGAAACAUUAAUCUUCCUCGGAGCCGACGUCACUUCAAAAUCUAAAAAAGGCCACACAGCAUUGAGUGUCAUAGUUAGAAAGACACCGAAAUCACUAGCUAUUUUAAGACAUAUUUUAGAUAGUGGAAUUUCAGUAAGUAGAUCUACAGAGGGCAAUGAAGAAGUACAAAUAGAAUUUGAUUUCGGUAAACUGUUAAAAUAUUCUUACCCUCGAGAGAUCACGUAUUUAAACAGUUUGAUUGAUGAAGGUCAAAAAGAUAUCCUUCAGCAUCCUUUAUGUUCCGCAUUCUUAUUUAUGAAAUGGCGUAAAAUUCGUAAAUUUUAUCUCGCUAGACUUAUCUUCUGCUUUCUAUUUGUUUCCUUUUUAUCUAUCUAUGUUUUAACUGCUGUAGUAAAAACAUGUAAGGGGAAGUAUUCUAAAAAAUAUGGCGUACCGAAUGAACUGUGUCAACAUCAAUCUAUACUAGGUGACAUUUUAGAAGAAAAUCCGAUAGAAUUUGAAAGGUGGAUAUUAAUAGCAAUCACAGCUUUUGAGAUAGUAAGAAAACUGACAGGUAUUACAGGUUAUUCUAGCAUGUAUCAAUAUUUCACUACGUUCGAAAAUUUGAUGGAGUGGUUUGUUCUUCUUUCUGUAUUUUCAUUAUAUAAUAUACAACAGGACUACGGAUGGCAAAACCAUGUAGGUGGAUAUGCAGUACUUGGGGCUUGGACUAAUUUAAUGUUGAUGAUGGGACAAAUGCCUAUGUUCGGUGAUUACGUGGCUAUGUAUCAGAAAGUAUUAAGCGAGUUCCUCAAACUGUUGUUAGCUUACGUCUGUCUUCUACUUGGUUUCGCCAUUUGUUUCUGUGUUGUUUUUCCAAACGAAGAAAUGUUUUCAAACCCUUUAAUGGGUUUCAUCAGUACUUUGUCUAUGAUGGUAGGAGAACUCAAUUUGAAUAUUUUAAUCAAUGAUCCGAUUGAAGACGAUCCUCCUUUAAUAUUCGAGCUAUCAUCUCAAAUGAUAUUUAUUCUGUUCCUUAUGUUCGUGACUAUCAUAUUGAUGAACUUGCUGGUCGGUAUAGCAGUCCAUGAUAUUCAAGGCCUUCGAAAAACAGCAGGCUUAUCAAAACUGGUCCGGCAAACAAAACUAAUUUUAUUUGUUGAAAUGGGUAUGUUCAGUGCUUGGCUACCACACUGUUUACACAAGUAUGUGUACAGGACCGCCUUAGUGUCUCCAGAGGCAGGGAAAGUUAUCCUGAGUGUGAAACCUUUGAAUCCUCAUGAGAAAAGACUACCGACGGAUAUAAUGAUGGCCGCCUACGAGCUGGCUCAGCUCAACAAAUUGAAAUCAGGAAGAUCUUUAAAAGAAAUGCUAUACAAAAAUAAAUAUUCAUCGAAAUUCAAAAACGAGGGUCAAAGCAACGAACAGAACUUUAAUAUCGAAAUACGAGGAAUGCAAGAGAAAAUCGAUCAGACUACAUUUAAUUUGAAGAAAAUUGAUCAGGAGAUGAGACAUUUGAACACUUUGUUGAUGGAACAGAGCAAUCUAUUGCAGGCUGUUGUAAAAUCUGUUGAUAGAACCUGUACCCAUACAGCUCAAUACUAUCCAGAAUCACCAAUAUUCUUCACUACUAACAUCUCCGAUGUGACACCCACGACUAAAUAG
Molecule: messenger RNA, 2946 nt
Organism: Danaus chrysippus (African queen)
Lineage: Eukaryota; Metazoa; Arthropoda; Insecta; Lepidoptera; Nymphalidae
Source: the annotation of a GenBank genome assembly